Magallana angulata is the source of this 3373-nucleotide messenger RNA. RefSeq lists its product as uncharacterized. The record is from RefSeq and is a predicted model, not a curated record. Gene Ontology annotation, molecular function: cell adhesion molecule binding. Lineage: Eukaryota; Metazoa; Mollusca; Bivalvia; Ostreida; Ostreidae. Bases 214 to 2658 code for a protein of 814 amino acids. Gene Ontology annotation, cellular component: cell-cell junction. The transcript has 10 exons. Gene Ontology annotation, biological process: cell-cell adhesion.
AAUACCUUAGACCAAACAAAAUGGAUUAGAACAACAUAGAAUAUCUCUGAAACAUGUUUUCGUUGAAAAAUGGGCGUUGUGUUGAUAUCGGCUUGACAAAACUAUACAGCAAACUACCCAAUCGGGUAUCAUUUUUAUUGUUGGGUGUAAGAUGACAUCUGAACGUUUCGGCCUGGACUUUAAAAUCCUAGCUUGGGUAGUAUUUAUGUGUAAAUGGAAAUUUUCAUUUUAAGGCAACAUAUUAAAGGGAAAGUGAUGGUAUUCGGUUGUUUUUUCUACUUCAUUAUUGCAUUUCCAUGGCAUCUUAAAGGUCAAAUAUUACAAAUAUCGACAAAGUUUGUCUUGGGAAAUGUGAUAUUUUCAUGGCAACGAUUUGACUAUUCGGCCUAUUACGUCCAAAUUACCAGAGACACAACAAGUGAUACCUGGGCCCGUGUGAAUAGUACACACUACACUGUGAGAGAUGUAUUGUUGUAUGAUCCCAUCAGUAUCAAUGUAAGGACAUCCGCAUCCGCUGAUAACAACAUAGAGACGUACAAUGUGUCAAAAAUUAAAACCAAGAUAGGAGACAGAGUGAAUAUAUCAUGGACAGCGUCGUUCUUUCCAUUAGCCGGACUAUAUAAUGUCUACCAUACAUAUGGCAAAAACAAAACUGUAUUCAGUGUUAGAAGCAGUGGUGUAAGCUAUGGAGGAAAUAAUCAGUCGACAAAGUACACAUACCUCACCAGACCGUACAAUUCCACUAACAUCAUGUUUGAGAUAAGGGACAUAACUUUGGAUGACGCUGGAUAUUACAAUGGUGGAACGUCGGCUGGAGCCGCGUGGUCAGGUGGAGGUGUUGUACUGAUUGUUUCCAACAGAUCUUCGAAACCUAGAAUCACGGGAAACCUUAACGUUGAGGUCAAUAAUACCAUUACACUGACGUGUUCCAGUCAAUCAACCUCAGCCCCUGACUACUACUCCAAGCUCGUCACCUUGUCUCACACCUGGUUUGUCAACGACACUAAGAUGGGCAGAGAAACCAGAGAUACUGUAACAUUAAAAGUAACGAAAGAGUUCAAGUACAACAAUUACUCUUGUACAGCGACAGAUGAAGGUCUGGAAUCUGAAAGAAGUGACCCAGUACAGAUUAACCCUCUGUACGGACCGGACAUAUUAAUUAUCACUCCAGAACUUAAAUUGAACGUCGAUGACAAAUUAACAGUAAGGGAAUGGGAGACUAUUGGUCCCUUUGUUUGUACAGCGGAUUGCAAUCCACCGUGUAAUAUAACGUGGAGAGUACAGGGCUCCGAUGGAUUCAGCGAUACUCGUCCAGUGAUGGGGACGUUAUUACAACAAGCAGUACAGAGAAAUAUGCUGUCAUUCCGAUGCGAAGCAGAUUGGGGAGAUAAGACAUUAAAACAAGGAGUUCAACUUGAUGUCCAAUAUUUGAAUGAACCUACUCUCUACAAGAACAGCAGUCCUAAUUCGAAGCCGAUGUGGACUGUGAAAGAAAACGAACCUUUACGUGUUGCGUGUUUCGUAGACGGGAAUCCAACACCAACGGUUCGCCUAAUUAAAGGUCAAGAUGAAAUAGCAACAAACAGGAGCCCUUCAAAAUGGGCAAACUACACUGCAACACUCUGUGGGGAUACGGAUAAGUAUAUUUGUGAAGGCAGUUCUAGUGGGUUCAAUUCUAGCUCUCAGACGGUGAACAUAAAUAUUACUUGUAAACUGCGCAUUGAUAAGAGUGGCCCACUCCAAACAAACUAUAGUUCCACGAGUGGGAACAAUAUCAAAGUAGCACUGGCAAUUCCAGUUAUUGCAAACCCCCCACCGCAGGCUUUGGAUAUCACAUGGAUGGGACCUACUGAUCACCCACUCACAUCGACCGUCUCCCAGCGAGAUGUUGUAUACAAACACUGGAUCAACACUUCUGUACCAAUAAAUAACCAUUCUAAUUUUGGCUAUUAUGUAAUGAAAUACAAGAACGAAAUAAUUCACAACAUUACCAUCAAUGCACAAGAUAUUCCACAAACACCCAUAAACUUCACUGGCUAUUCCUUCACAAAUAGAUACAUCAAUCUUACUUGGAUUUCUGGAUUCAAUGGGGGCUACGAUCAAUUCUUUAUUCUGUAUCUGAACGAGGGCUCAACGUGGACAGAAGAAAGAAAUUUAACAGACCCUGGUGAAGGCAGGGAAGUAAAAUUUGAUCAUGGGCCAUUGACCCCUGGAAGUGAAUACUGGUUCUGGUUGCAAAGUUGUAAUAAAAUUAAUUGUUCGUCAACCUUUGAUGAUGUAAGGGCAGUUGUUAAAGGUAAUUUACUAAAACGAUCUUACCUAAUUUCAGAGGACGGAGCCAAACUCACUGAUGCAAUCGUUGUAAUCUGCAUUCUUUCAACUCUUUUCGGGAUUACAUGUCUAGUAGUGGCAGUAAUUGUAAUCUGUAAAACUCGCUAUGGUAAUAAAAAUCAAAAGGAUACACACGGCGACCAGACUAUUCAGUUAGAGGAGAAACUCAUGACGGAGCACUACGAGAAUGUACAAGGUACCGGAACAUGUGGUGACGUCACAGUGCAAGGUGAUGUCCGAGUACAAAGCAGUGACGUAGACUGCGACCACACAACACUGGAGCGUCCUGACCAUGAAACUGUCUAUGAGGAGUUAAAGUCAAUUUAAAAAUGCUAAUUAAAACGUUUGAUCGAUGCAUGAUGUGUAAUCAAAUGUCAUUCAUUCGAAAAUUAAUGAGUUACUCUUUCAUCGUUUGUUAACUACUUAUAUUAUAUCGUCUGACUAAGAUUUUCAAUGAAAUAUGUUUCAAUUUGUAUUAACAUUUUAUUGUUGAAAAUUUUCCUUCCGUUACACCAAUGACCUCGGAUAAAAUUCAGAGAUUCGUCCACAUUGAAAUAUAAGAAAUCGUUUUUUAUAUAUGAAUAUAUAUAGUAACUUACUGGACAUUAUACUGAAACCUCUUUGUGAAUUAUAACCUAGUAAUGUCAGAGAUGAUAUGGAUUUUCUGAACUAUAUUCCUGAAAGUGUUGAUCCUAAAACAAUUCUCGUCAGCUUCGAUGUUAUUAGUCUUUAUACUAACUUCCCACAUACAUUAGGACUAGAGGCCAUAUAUUUCUGGAUAGAAAGACAUCCGAAAAAUCUAAACGCCAGGUUCUCUAAAGAAUUCAUACUUGAAGGACUAAAAUUAGUUCUGGAGAAUAACCUCUUUAACGUUGACGGGAAAUUCUUGUUGCAAACAAAAGGUACCGCUAUGGGGGCUAAAGUUGCGCCCACAUAUGCUACGUUAGUAAUGGGGUAUUUAAAGAAUACACUUUUUAAAAGAACACCAGAAGUGUUUCAUGCCGAACUUAGUACCUAUAUAGGAUCUAAUUUGAAACGCAUU